Camellia sinensis is the source of this 1498-nucleotide messenger RNA. Its product is annotated as 2-hydroxyisoflavanone dehydratase. The record is from RefSeq and is a predicted model, not a curated record. Gene Ontology annotation, molecular function: hydrolase activity. Lineage: Eukaryota; Viridiplantae; Streptophyta; Magnoliopsida; Ericales; Theaceae.
UCUUAUCUCACUUCACAAGCAACAUUCCCUCCAUCUCUCUCUCUCUCUAAAAAUGGUUUCAAACACCAAAGAAGUAGCUUCAGAGCUUCUACCAGUCCUCAAGGUCUACAAAGACGGCACAGUCGAUCGUCUCCUCGGCUCACCCUUCGUUCCUCCCUCCUCACCCACCACCACCACCACGACGACCAUCAUCUCCAAAGACACCACCAUCUCCUCCGCCGUCUCCGCCCGUCUCUACCUCCCUCCCACCACCACCACCCGCCUCCCCAUCCUAGUCUACUUCCACGGCGGCGGCUUCUGCAUCGAAUCCGCCUUCUCCUCCUUCUGCCACCGCUACAUCACCUCCCUCGUCUCCCAUUCACCAAUCCUCGCCGUCUCAAUCGAAUACCGCCUCGCCCCCGAAAACCCUCUUCCCAUCGCCUACGAAGAUUCCUGGUCCGCUCUCCAAUGGGUCGCCUCACACUCAAUCAAACCCAAAUCCAAACCCAAACCCAAUUCAGAUCCAUGGCUAAGCAAUUACGGCGAUUUCAGCAGAAUCUACAUCGGCGGCGAUAGCGCCGGAGCCAACAUUGCCCACAACAUCCUGAUGAGAGCCGGGGUCGAACCCCUGCAUGGCGGAGUGGAAAUUCUGGGUGCUUUUCUUUCCCACCCGUAUUUCUGGGGAUCCGACCCGAUUGGGUCCGAAUCGAAGGCGGAUCGGGAAAUGGGUUUGUUGCAUCGGACGUGGAUGUUUGCGUACCCGGGUGCUCCGGGUGGGGUGGAUAAUCCGAUGAUCAACCCGUUUGCGAGCAAUGCGCCGAGCUUGAAGGAAUUGAAGUGUGCUCGGAUUUUAGUGGUGGUGGCGGAGAUGGAUGAGCUGAGAGAGAGAGGAGUUCGGUAUGGGGAGGAAGUCAGAGAGAGCGGUUGGGGUGGAGAUUUGGAGGUUGUGGAGGUGGAAGCAGAGGAUCAUUGCUUUCAUAUUUUGAAUCCCGAAACUAAAAAUGCCAAGAAUUUGAUCAAAGUUCUGGCCUCUUUUCUCAAAUAAAUUUAAAAUAAAAAAUAAAAAAAUACUAUACCUAAACAAAAAUUUUAUCUGAUUUUUCAACCACUCUAGAUUAAAAUAAUAGAAUUCGUGUGGCUCUAUUAAUUUUACGUCUAGUGAUAAAAAAAAAAUCAGUUAAGAAAUUUAUUUAUGGUAUUAUUAUUUUUACAUGUGAACGGUUUGGUUUCAUUUCAUGGUGUAUUAGGGUUAAAAAACAGCACAAACUUAGAAAUUUUUAUUAAAAAAAAAAAAUUAAGAUGUGUUUGGUAGAGUUGGUAAAAUUUUAUGUAUUUAUGUUUCAUUUUUCUUCCGUGGCUGUAAAAGCAGUGGACUUUUGUUUCUUGAAUUUUUCAAGGCAUCAUUGUGGUGGCAUUGUGCUGUCUAUUGAAUGUUGAAUACAUGUUGAUUUGAUAACCCCGUUGUACUAUUUUGAAGGUUGAUGUUAUUAUUAUCAUUAUUUUACAGUCUUUGUGAGUA